AUGGCAGAGUUUUAUAUGACUGACAAGCUCCCAAGCAAUGAAUUAUCAUUCACUAAUUGUGCCAUCUUCAGUGAUAAUGACAAAAUUACUGAAAGAUCCAGGCAUGUCCUUGUUCGAAACCCUGUUGGGUUACAGUAUGCUUUUACUGUUAAAGUCUGUAAGGAGAUUGCCAAAGGAAAAGUGGGUUUCAAUGCACUCCAUAGGAAAUGGGCACAAUUACCUCUUAAUACUAAAGUAGAGGUUGCAGUGCCUGGACCAGGUCACUUUGAUACAAUUGAAACUAUUAUGCUAGAGAUUGAUUUUUUUAACAAAAAAAAAGUAUCAACAGAAUCGUUGAACACUGAGCAUGUUGCUAAGAAUUUCAGCGAUACUUUUCUAAACAAUGUUUUUUCAGUUGGGAUGCCUAUGGCAUUUGAAUUCAAUCAAACUGUACUGACUGCUACUGUCAAAGAAAUCAAAGUGUUUGAUCUAUCCAAAAAUAUUGAUGGAGGUGCAUCAUCAAGAAUUGGUUUAAUUGGUUUACUUAUUGGUAAUUCCAACAUAAAAUUUCAAGCAUCUGAGAACUCAUCAAUCAUGCUGGUGGGCCGGAAUAAAGGGUAUCAGUCUGUUAUCUCUCCUGACUGGGAUUUCACUAAAAUGGGAAUUGGUGGUUUGGACAAAGAAUUCUCAACAAUUUUUCGACGUGCAUUUGCUUCUCGUGUCUUUCCUCCUGACAUUGUUGAACGACUGGGUGUGCGUCAUGUAAAAGGUAUCUUGCUGUAUGGCCCACCAGGUACAGGCAAGACUUUAAUUGCCAGGAAAAUUGGGAAAAUGUUAAAUGCAACUGAACCAAAAAUUGUGAAUGGUCCACAGAUUUUAGACAAAUAUGUUGGUGAAUCUGAAGCUAAUAUCAGGAAGUUGUUUGCUGAUGCUGAAGAAGAAGAAAAAGCUCGUGGACGAAAUAGCAAGCUUCAUAUUAUAAUAUUUGAUGAAAUCGAUGCUAUUUGUAAACAGAGAGGAACUGUAGGUGGAGGUACUGGUGUGCAUGAUACAGUAGUGAACCAACUUCUCACAAAGAUUGAUGGUGUGGAACAGUUGAACAACAUUCUUGUCAUUGGUAUGACAAACAGACGUGAUUUGAUUGAUGAUGCCCUUACUCGACCUGGUCGUAUGGAGGUGCAGAUGGAAAUUGGUCUCCCUGAUGAGAAAGGUAGAGUGGAUAUAUUAAAAAUUCACACCAAAUUGAUGAAGGAAAGCAACUUGCUACAUGAUAAUGUCAAUCUUGAUGAUCUAGCAUCAAAAACCAAGAACUUCAGUGGAGCUGAAUUGGAAGGUCUUGUUCGCUGUGCAGUAUCCACUGCAAUGAACAGUCUAAUCAAGGGUUCAUCUCAAGUAGAACUAGCACCUGAAGAUGCUGAAAAAGUCAAAGUUUCACAGGAAGAUUUUCUCAGUUCCUUAGACGACAUUAAGCCAGGUCGACGUCUGCUUGUAAUUGGUACAACAGGCCUGAAAGAUGUGCUUCAUGAAAUGGGUAUGUUGAAUACUUUCAUGCAGAACCAACACGUGGCUGUCCUCAGCAAACAGGAACACCUUUUAACUGCACUCAAUGAACUUGAGAUUUUCAACACUAAUGAAAUGAGGAGAAUCAAGGAUAGCACUAGAAAUAUGAGUUUUCGUAUUGGUAUUAAGAAGUUACUAAUGCUGGCAGAAUUUGUGCGACAAGUAGACCAGAAAGAACGAGUAGAUCAAUUCUUGUACCGUAUGCAGGAUGAAGGAUGCAUGUUUGCUGAUGAUAUGUAA
Messenger RNA from Acanthosepion pharaonis, 1779 nucleotides. NCBI's taxonomy places the organism in Eukaryota, Metazoa, Mollusca, Cephalopoda, Sepiida, Sepiidae. The record is from the annotation of a GenBank genome assembly.